AUGCCUAAAAACAGCAAGGUGACGCAGCGCGAGCAAAGCCAUGAGCACGUCACAGAGUCGGUGGCUGACCUGCUCGCGCACGAGGAGCCACUGGACUACAAAAACAGCUCGUUGAAUGUCGGCGCGGCGGCCGGAAAGAAAGCGCCGCAGAUAGAGGUGCCGGAAAAUGACGGACGCCCAGCCUGGAACAGCAAGCUGCAGUACAUCCUGGCGCAAGUUGGCUUCUCUGUGGGCCUUGGGAACGUGUGGCGCUUCCCUUACUUGUGCCAAAAGAAUGGGGGAGGCGCUUAUCUCGUCCCUUACUUCAUUCUCCUGCUUGUUAUUGGCAUCCCACUCUUCUUCCUUGAGCUGGCUGUGGGUCAGAAGAUCCGGCGCGGGAGUAUCGGGGUGUGGAACUACGUCUGCCCACGUCUAGGCGGGAUUGGGAUGUCGAGUUUGAUGGUGUGUGGAUUUGUGGGGCUCUACUAUAAUGUGAUUAUAGGCUGGAGCAUCUUCUACUUUUUCCAGUCCUUCCAGUAUCCACUGCCAUGGAGUGACUGUCCUAUUAGAAAGAAUGGGACACUUGCUAUUGUGGAGCCAGAGUGCGAGAAGAGUUCGGCCACCACCUACUUCUGGUACCGCCAGACCCUGAACACAACCAGCACCAUUGCAGAAAGCGGUGGCCUCAAUGUGAAAAUGACUUUAUCUCUGCUGGCUGCCUGGAUCAUUGUCUGCCUCGCCGUUAUUAAAGGGAUCGCAUCUUCUGGAAAGGUGAUGUACUUCAGCUCUCUUUUCCCCUACGUGGUGCUCUUCUGCUUCCUAGUGAGAGGUCUGAUGCUGAAAGGAUCUGUGGAUGGCAUUGCUCACAUGUUCACUCCAAAGCUGGAGAAGAUGCUGGAACCCCAGGUGUGGAGAGAGGCGGCCACCCAGGUGUUCUUUGCCCUGGGUCUGGGCUUCGGGGGCGUCAUCGCCUUCUCCAGCUACAACAAGAUAGACAACAACUGCCACUUUGAUGCUGUGCUCGUCUCCUUCAUCAACUUUCUCACAUCCAUCCUAGCCACGCUGGUGGUGUUCGCCGUACUGGGUUUCAAAGCCAACAUCAUGAACGAGAAAUGUGUUGUCGAAAAUGCUGAGAAGAUUGUGGAAUACCUCAACUCAAAUGUGCUGAGUCAUGAUCUGAUCCCCCCGCACGUCAACUUCUCUCACAUCACGACUUCCGACUAUGCUGAGAUGUAUCAAGUCAUCAAGACGGUGAAAGAGGGCGGCUUUUCCCAGCUCGGUCUGGAUCCCUGCAUUCUGGAGGACGAGCUCAACAAAGCCGUGCAGGGAACCGGUCUGGCUUUCAUCGCCUUCACAGAAGCCAUGACACAUUUUCCAGCUUCGCCGUUCUGGUCUGUCAUGUUCUUCUUCAUGCUCAUCAACCUUGGAUUGGGCAGCAUGAUCGGCACCAUGACCGGCAUUACAACACCUGUUCUCGACACCUACAAAGUCCAGAAGGAACUCUUUACAGUGUGUUGCUGCAUUGUGGCCUUCCUGUGCGGCCUGUUGUUUGUUCAGCGCUCAGGGAAUUACUUUGUCACGAUGUUCGACGACUAUUCCGCCGGCCUGCCCCUCACUGUGGUGGUCAUCUUGGAAAAUAUAUCGGUGGCUUGGAUUUAUGGCACUAAAAGAUUCAUGCAGGAUUUGGAAGACAUGCUGGGUUUCCGGCCUUACAUAAUAUACUUCUACUUGUGGAAAUACGUCUCUCCGAUCUGCCUUAUUGUGCUGAUCUCGGCUUCUAUCGUAGAAAUGGCUGUCAGCCCGCCAGGAUACAACGCGUGGGUGCAAGAACUGGCACAGGAGCGCUUCCAGAGCUACCCCACAUGGGCAUUAGUCAUGUGCUUUGCACUCAUUGUGCUGGCCAUGCUUCCCCUCCCUGUCGUCUUCAUCGCCCGUCACUUUAACCUGAUGUCAGACGGCUCCAACAAGCUGUCCGUCUCCUACCGUAAGAGCAUGAUGAAGGACAUCUCCAACCUGGAGGAGCAGGACGAGUCCAGGUUCAUACUGAGCGCCAAAGCCGGCGAUGGGCCUGCAUCAGUGGCGGCACGCAAAGCCUACCUGGCUCCUGGUGGAGCGAAACCCCUGGACCCUAACUCCUUGUCUCCAAAAAGCUGCUACGGUACAGGCUACCAGAAUGCAGCCAUCAGCCCAACAACACCAACAACGCCUACAACACCUGAGUCUGACUUUUGA
Nerophis lumbriciformis (worm pipefish) is the source of this 2211-nucleotide messenger RNA. NCBI's taxonomy places the organism in Eukaryota, Metazoa, Chordata, Actinopteri, Syngnathiformes, Syngnathidae. The record is from RefSeq and is a predicted model, not a curated record.